CGACACCAUCCGCUACUUUGAGGUUGGUGCGGAGCUCGACGCCAAGCUGUGGACCAAGAACACGCGGCUCGCCCUCUUCCGCGCCGUGGACGUGCUCCUCAACUGCGCGAUGAAGGACGGACUCAACCUGCUCCCGUUCGAGUACAUCCACACCAAGCACUCGCAGCAGGCCUCGGGCGUCGUCGUCCUCUCCGAGUUCGUCGGCUGUGCGCACGUCCUCAACGGCUGCGUCCGCAUCAACCCCUUCAACCUCGAGCACGUCGUCGAGCAGCUCGACGCCGCGCUCUCGAUGCCGCCCUCGGAGCGCGCCGCGCGCCUCUCCAAGGACCACAGCUUCGUCGCCUCCCACACCACCCGCACCUGGCUUCACGUGGCCGUGCAAGACAUGCGGCGCACCGCCGCCCUGCACGCGAGCGGCGAGGCCUCCUCCUCCCGCCCCACCCUCGCCCUCUGCUCCUUCGGCUCCGAGAUGCGGGCGGGCCAGCAGCUGCCGCCUCUCAACGUCGAGGCGCUCGCCCGCGCCUACGUCCAGUCGACGCGGCGGCUCAUCCUCCUCGGCCUCGACGGCACGCUCAUCCAGCAGGAGAAGGUGAUGCACCACCGAAAGAUGUUCCACGACUUCUCCGACCACUCGCUGCCGCCGCCGCCCGCCGCGCUGCACUGCCUCGCCGCGCUCGCCUCGGACCCGUGCAACCAGGUCUACGUCAUCUCUGGCCGCUCGGCCUCCGACCUGGAGGCGUGUCUCGGCAACGUCGACGGGCUCGGGCUCGGCGCCGAACUCGGCUUCAUGCAGAUGCGGCCGCGCUCCGGCAAGUGGCUCAAGCGCGAGCUGUCGCCGGCGCAGGAGCGGUGGAAGGACACGGCGAGGCCGAUCUUCGAGCGCUUCACGCUGCGCACCAACGGCGUCUACAUGAGCUGGCAGGAGUCGGCCGCGAUCUGGUGCUACCACAACGCCGACCCGGACUACGGCCGCUUCCAGGCGCGGCAGCUGACGGUCGCUCUCAAGGAGCAGCUCAAGGGGACUGGCGUCUCGGUGCUGCACUCGCUCAGCAAGUGCCAGGUCGAGGUGCGCAUCGGCGCCAUCAACAAGGGCGUGUUUGCCGACGCGGCGCUCACCGAGGCCCACGCCGGCGGGCCCGUCGACUUCGUGCUCGCGAUUGGCGACGACGACGACGACGAGUACAUGCUCUCUGCGGUGACGGCGCGCGCGAGCGGGCCCGCGAUGCUCGAGCGGCUCCGCGGGCGCCUCUUCACGGUUGCGGUCGGCAGCAAGGACUACUCGCACGCGCGCUUUGUCUGCGAGAGCUCGCGCACCGUCCUGCAGCUCAUGCAGACGCUGCGCGACGGCAGAGACGCCUCCUUCCGGUCAUAGCACGCGGGCGGGCGCCAACACUUCAUGCACCACUUGAGAGAGGGACUGGGAGAGGAUCGAGAGGCGGAUUGGGGCGCGGGUCGGGCAGCCUAAAGCCGGAGCCUAGAGGUGGAGCGCGGGAGGCUCGUGGAGAGGGUGUGUCUCGACAAACCGUCUCUCGGGGAUUUAAUGAUAAUAUGAUAUGUCUGUUAACC
Molecule: messenger RNA, 1566 nt
Organism: Emiliania huxleyi CCMP1516
Lineage: Eukaryota; Haptophyta; Isochrysidales; Noelaerhabdaceae
Exons: 4
Coding region: 110-1372 (420 amino acids)
Biological process (GO): trehalose biosynthetic process
Cellular component (GO): cytosol
Molecular function (GO): catalytic activity
Source: RefSeq, a predicted model, not a curated record